AUGGAGGCCCUGGGUGCGGCACUGUCCUGCCCCGUGUGCAUGGAGCUGUUUACGCCCCCCGUGCUCCUCCUCUCCUGCUCCCACAACUUCUGCAAACAGUGCCUGGAGCUGAUCUUAGUGGGCCAGAACUGCACCCACGCCAACGGACAGUUCUGCUGCCCAGUGUGUAGGAAAGUCAUUUAUUUGAGGGGAAGGGGAACAAAUGGAUUGCAGAGGAACAUCCUGGCUGAAAACAUACUGGAGAAGUUUAAGGAAGAACUUGAGACGCUUCACACCAAGGAGCAAAAUCAGCUUGCUCAGACAUGUGAAAAGCAUGGAGAAAGUGUGAAUCUGAUGUGCCUAAGUGAUGAAGAACCAAUAUGUGGAAUAUGCAAGCUCUUUGGGGACCACAAGUCUCACCCAGUAGCCAAGAUUUCUGAUGCCUAUGCAGAGAGGAAAGUGAACUUUGCCAAGGAUAUUCAGCUGGUGCUGCAGAAAUCUGAGAGCGCAGCACAGGCAGUACGGGCAGCUUUCCCAGAAGCCGCACCCAAUAACUCAGACUUCUGCUUCUGUUGCACGCCUUGUCACCCCGAACUACAAGGAAAGCAGGAAAUGAAUGACAUGGAGAAGCUCAUCAGGGAACUCUCUACCAGCGCCACCGACACACUGGCCAUGAUCGACGCCAUUGGAGACAGCCUGCUCAGUGGCAUCAAAUAUCGGAUUGCCACCUUGAAAAAGCAACUGCAGAGUGAGCACUGCUCCAAGCUGGAGAAGUUACAGCUGGUUGCCCGGGAACUUGAAGCCCCCCGAGAGCUUUACCAGCAGAUGAAGAUGCUCCUGCAGCAUCAUGCUAACGCAGUGCAAUUUCUCCAUGAGCAUAAAAGGCUCAAGGGGGAGAUGGAGAGACUUGUGGAGGGCAGUGUGUCUCUACCAGUCCCCACCAAGGACACUAUUUCCAUCAGGCGCUAUUUUCAAGAGCUCAUUAGAGGAAUAGACAUCACUGCCUUUGCCCUUCCUGAGACUGACCAAGUGCCGGCCAGCAUGGCUGGGCUCCAAGAGGCCUGGCAGGCAGGCUGUGCCAUGCAGGGCCGUCUGUCGCAACAAGUGCUUGAGGAUAUUUUGUGCAAGGCAGUGUCGGGCUCAGGGCCAAAACCAAAUCAAGAGGCAAAGCUUCCUAGGAACCCGUCUCAUGCUUACUCAGUACAAGGAAGUGAGAUUGGGUCUAGAGAAUCAACUGUGUAAGGUAUUAUUUUCGUCUCAAAACGUCAACAACUUUUAUCGUUUUGUCUGUAACUUGAAAGUUGCUAGACUUCGCUUCUUAAAAAGAAAAAACAAUUCUACAUUGUGAUUUCUCUUUUGAUUUUGGUCUUGUGUUGAUCAUCCAAAGCCUUUCUAUUUUAAAUGGAAAUCUGCUUUAAAAACUACUUGCUUGAAGCUCACAUAGGAGGGUUUGAAUCACGGGGGCUGCUGGCUUGGCAGUCGGGGUGGGUGGUGCAGGAGGUGAGUUCUUGGCACAACUGAACAGAAAAGCUUUGUGUUCUGAUGACUUAGUGUGCACUUUUAGCUCAAUUGAGCCUCAGAUAGUAGAAAGCACAAUAGCAAUG
Capra hircus (goat) is the source of this 1583-nucleotide messenger RNA. Its product is annotated as tripartite motif-containing protein 54. The record is from RefSeq and is a predicted model, not a curated record. Gene Ontology annotation, molecular function: zinc ion binding. Lineage: Eukaryota; Metazoa; Chordata; Mammalia; Artiodactyla; Bovidae. The transcript has 5 exons. Bases 1 to 1221 code for a protein of 406 amino acids.